Fusarium oxysporum Fo47 is the source of this 2024-nucleotide messenger RNA. Its product is annotated as general substrate transporter. Gene Ontology annotation, biological process: transmembrane transport; carbohydrate transport. The record is from RefSeq and is a predicted model, not a curated record. Bases 52 to 1701 code for a protein of 549 amino acids. The transcript is spliced from 4 exons. Lineage: Eukaryota; Fungi; Ascomycota; Sordariomycetes; Hypocreales; Nectriaceae. Gene Ontology annotation, molecular function: carbohydrate:proton symporter activity. Gene Ontology annotation, cellular component: membrane.
CAAACCUCAUUGCAAGUAGUCUGCUGCUGGUAAGCGACGAAUCUGUUCAUCAUGGUAGCCGAAAAGCAGUCCGGGGAGAUCCAGCCCCAUAUUGAGAGCACCGAUGCUGGUCUUGAUCAUCUCAAGAAUGUAGACCUUCACGAUAAAGCCCUCGCCAAUGAGGCUCUUGAAGCCACGGCCGACGAGCAUAGCUAUACCGUUUGGCAGGGUUUCAAGACUUACAAGCGAGCUGCUUUUUGGUCCAUCCUCAUCUCGACUACUGUCAUCAUGGAGGGCUACGAUGUUACCCUCCUUGGUUCCUUCUACGGCUACCCGCGAUUCAGAGAGAAGUACGGCGAAUAUCUCGAUAAAGCGAAUGGACAUCAGAUCUCAGCCAAUUGGCAGCAGCGCUUCAACUGUCUCGGUGCCCUCGCCAACAUUAUUGGCGCUCUUCUAAACGGUUGGGCUACUUCGCGAUGGGGACACCGCAAGGUUCUCAUCAGUGGCCUCUUCUGGCUCUCUGCCUUCAUCUUUGUCGUCUUCUUCGCCCCCAACAUCGAGGUCCUCCUCGUCGGUCAAUUCCUCUGCAACAUUCCCUGGGGAAUCUUCGCUACAACUGGUCCCGCCUACGCUGCUGAGGUCACUCCUCUUGCUAUUCGAGGAUAUCUCACUGCCUAUGUCAACCUGUGCUGGUGCAUUGGACAGUUCAUCUCAGCUGGUGUACUCAAAGGUCUAGUUGACAACCCUACCCCGUGGAGCUACCGAAUUCCCUUUGCGAUCCAAUGGGUAUGGCCUAUUCCUCUCGCCAUCGCAGCGUAUAUGGCCCCCGAGUCACCCUGGCAUCUUGUCCGAACGAACCAGCUCGAGAAAGCCAAGGUAUCCCUCGAGCGACUAUCCGAACCGGAGCACAACAUCAACUACGAGAAUGCCGUUGCUCUUAUGGUCCACACAAACAAGCUUGAGAUUGAGGAGCGUUCUGGUACUUCUUACUGGGACUGUUUCCGAGGUAGUAACCUUCGACGAACCGAGAUCGCUUGCAUGGGUUUCCUCUCUCAGAUCACCAACGGCGGUGCCCUUUGCUACAGUGGAUCCUUCUUCUUCCAACAGACUGGUAUUGGUCCCUCUGCCUCUUACGGUAUUGCUCUUGGUGGAACUGGCAUCGCCUUCAUUGGUACCAUCAUCUCGUGGUUCUACAUCUACAAGUUCGGUCGACGAACGAUCUGGCUCUCUGGCUUCUCAUUCCUUGUCGUAAUUCUCUGGCUUAUCGGCUUCCUGGCGUUGCCCAAGCAGACUCAGUCCUUAGCUUGGGCGCAAUCAAUCCUCUGCGUUGUGUGGUUGGGAGCAUACUCCAUGUCUGUCGGUCCUAUCAUCUACACCCUCGUUGCUGAGGUGGGUUCGACUCGUCUGCGUACACAGACAAUUGUGUUGGCUCGUUCAACGUAUUACGUUGGUAACAUCAUUUGCGGAGGUCUCAUCCAGCCCGAGAUGUUGGCUCCAGGAUCAUGGAACCUCAAGGGCAAGACUGCCUUCUUCUGGGCAGGUCUUGCCACUCUCACUCUGACUUGGGGCUAUUUCCGUAUGUUCGAAACAAAGGACCGUACCUUUGGUGAGAUGGACUACAUGUUCCAGAAGGGUAUCCCGGCACGCAAGUCUGCCAAGUACCAGAUUAAUGAGGAUGAGGUCUUUAUGGCUCACGAGAAGCCUGAAGCUGAGAAGCACUAGAUUGAGUGCUGAGUUUGCAGUCGGGAGGCCUCAUGUGACGUGACGAUCUGUGAAUGGAGCCAUGUCAUGACUUAGCGAUACCUUUUGCUUGAUCAACAAUAUUAUUUAUUGUUCUUGAUGAUGAUAACCCUUCGAUAGGCUCGGCUGAAACUAUGCUGGAUUAAGGCCCAACCGAAGUCAUGGCGGAAUGUCUUGGUGAGACAUUAGAUCCAGGAUCAGCGCCUAAUCUUAACAACCCGUGAUAAGAUGGUGAAUGUUAGGGCAGCAUAUCGAUCAGCAUAAACAGAGCAAAGAUAUAUAUCUGUUAGGUAUGCUAGUAUCCG